This is a messenger RNA of Schistosoma rodhaini, 840 nucleotides long. The record is from the annotation of a GenBank genome assembly. Lineage: Eukaryota; Metazoa; Platyhelminthes; Trematoda; Strigeidida; Schistosomatidae.
AUGACUACGUUCGCAACGCGAUUAUGUGGCUAUUCUGUAGUUGGAGAUACGUACAAGACAGCAUUAGAUGUUUACAACUGGGUCAAGAAAAAAGAGUCUGUAGGCCCAAUUAUCCAAACAGCUGAAAAUAAAGCUAUCUCUGUGAUUAAACCAAUCGUUGAGAGCGGAAUUGUCCAAAAGAUCGAUGAUAUAGCUUGUCAACAUGUGUUGGAUCGUGCUGAAGCAGCGUGCACACAGAUUAAGAACACUUCAAAUGAAUGUAUUAUUCUACCCACUGCCAGCUGCGCCCUAAAUAUUGCGGAAGCUUGUGCUAAUCUAUAUCUUCCGAAAGAUGAUGACCCAAAGUUUUCUGUAGGAGGUGAUGCCACACCAACAGAACGACUCGUACGUCUACAACAUAGGGCAUCAAUACAUGCUGUUACAUUAAUUCAUUCGACAGUUGAUCGUGCUAAUUCACUUCUAUCCACUCUUGCUACAUACGGAAGUAACCUAAAUCAAACAGUUUCAAAGGCUACCAUUAAGAAUACCUUUUCACAAGCUAUUGCUUUGUAUGAACUAGCUUACUCUACUGCUAAGGCUGUAAGUCUUCCUAUAGUCGCACGUUGUAUCAAUGUUAUUCUCGAGAAUGUUCGAAAACUUGAGGACCAAAUUAAAGAGUCAAAAGGAAUAAACUGGAUGGAUUUGAAAAGACUAGUGACGCUCCUUGAAAAUAUGAAGGAACGUUUUGAUGUACAAGAACAAGUUACAGAAAUCGAACUCGAACCAAUCCCUGAGAAGCCGUCGUUCUCUCUCAUUUCUGGUGAUAAAGAUGAAUCCAAUACAAGUGUGAACAGUUCAUAA